Rana temporaria (common frog) is the source of this 1249-nucleotide messenger RNA. Its product is annotated as UDP-glucuronosyltransferase 1A9-like. Gene Ontology annotation, molecular function: UDP-glycosyltransferase activity. Bases 1 to 1131 code for a protein of 376 amino acids. The record is from RefSeq and is a predicted model, not a curated record. Lineage: Eukaryota; Metazoa; Chordata; Amphibia; Anura; Ranidae. The transcript is spliced from 8 exons.
AUGAUAGGUGCUGGAUUCCUGGAAAUGGUACACCAGCAUAAAGAUGCCCCGACCUUCUCGACGCCGGUCAGGUGGAAGGCGACACCAGGAGGGAGGAGCGGAGCCGAUCGCCCACCGGACGAGAGGACGGCUUCGGAGGCAACGAGAGGAUGCCGCCAGGGAUCAGCAGCCAGCGCCUCCGAGACCAUCGGCAAUGGAGCAGCGUACCUGUUCCAUUUGCCUGUGUGGUUGGCUUCAAGAGUCCCCGGGCCCGACUUGUCCCUUGUGCCGGGCAUUGAUUCCAGUUUGGUUAUAUGGAGGUAUACAGGGCAGGUGCCCAUAAAUCUGGGUGAAAACACCCACCUAGUGAAAUGGCUGCCACAGAAUGACCUGUUGGUGUAUUAUAAGAAUGGGCCUUCCGAGUUUCCUGUUGCUGGAAAUGAAAAUGGAUUAGAGUUAAAUAAAGUAGCUGUAAAUUAUCACACCUUAUCAUUACCAUAUCAUUUCUAUAUAUGGAUAAAUCACAAAUUUAUUGUGUUCUCCUUUCAGGUUAUAUGGAGGUAUACAGGGCAGGUGCCCUUAAAUCUGGGUGAAAACACCCACCUAGUGAAAUGGCUGCCACAGAAUGACCUGUUGGCUCAUCCAAAGGCCCGUGCCUUUAUCACUCAUGCGGGUUCACAUGGAAUCUAUGAAGGUAUUUGUAAUGCAGUCCCCAUGGUCAUGUUACCGCUCUUUGGUGACCAAAUGGACAACGCUAAGAGGAUUGAAUCUCGAGGAGCGGGAAUCACACUCAAUGUCUUAGACCUGAUACCUGAAGAUCUUAGCAAUGCUCUGACAUCUGUGAUAAACAAUUCAAGUUACAAAGAAAACAUUCAGCGGCUUUCUGAUCUGCAUCUUGACCGGCCCAUCCACCCUCUGGACCUGGCAGUGCACUGGGUAGAGUUUGUCAUGAGACACAAAGGAGCUCCUCACUUGCGCCCAGCUGCCCAUGACUUGAACUGGAUUCAGUAUCACUCCAUAGAUGUCUUUGCCUUCCUAUUUGCAGUCUUGGUCACUUCACUUUUCAUAAGUAUUAAAUGCUGCGCCUUCAUCUUUAGAUGCUGCUGUAGACGAAAGUCUUCUAAAGGAAAGUCCAAGUCCAAAAAAGAAUAGAGAACAAAUUUAUUUUAGACUAACAAAAUGAGAGGCAUUGAAAUUCAGUUCAUAUUAAACUUUUCAAAAUUGUAGCUUUAUGUUCCAUAUGUUGUAAUUGGUAUCGAGGGGGGGGGGG